AUGUCUAAAGAGUUACCAAAGCGGCUUAUUAAGGAGGGUGAGGAGACGCAAGUGACUCAGAUCAAUAACAACUGCAGAAUGGUAUGUUAUAUGGAAAGGUUGGAGGAAUGGCUGCCAAAUGAGUUGAAAGAAGUGAAGAAAGAUCGGGUUUUUGCUCCAAUUUUUAAGUUGUACAAGAAUGGUUUGGGUUACUCGGCGAGAGUGAUACACAGCUUCUUGUGUAGGGAGCUGGUGACUUACAAAAACUAUGAGCUCUGGUUUGCGUUUGUGAGGAGACAGCUUCAAUUUUCUUUGAUAGAGUACCACGCAGUUACCGGCCUUCAGUGCGAUACUAGUCUAUCACGUAAGGAGUUGGUUGACUUCGAGGAUGAUGGUGGUUUCUGGAGCACAAUGGUGAGGAGAAAAGAGGGAGUAACUAUCUUGGACCUUUGGAAGAAUCACCAUGAAGCUGUUAAGAAGUGGAGUAAUGCUGAUCGAAUAAGACUGGUGUAUCUGUGCAUCAUUGUGACUAUGGUUUGCGCGAGAGAUGAGAAGGCUAAUAUCCCUUUCAAGUAUAUCAAGUUGGUCAUGGAUCUUGAGAAUGUUCGAAAGUAUCCCUGGGGAGUUGCUUCUUUUGACCUUCUCUGUGAGUCAAUAGCUAAAACAAGUGACAAACUGAAGGAGAAGACUACUAGUUACGUGUUAGAUGGCUUCUCCUACGCCUUGCAGAUUUGGGCAAUGGAAGCGGUACCAAAGAUUGGAAAGCUCUGUGGAAAAAAAUUGAACAAGGGUUUUAUGAACGGUCCUAGAUGCGAUGACAUCUAUCCAUACAUCUCGUGGAGUGGGAAUUAUGAAGUGGUUGAGAAUGCUGCUUUUCGCAGAGCUGAUGAUUUGGAGGAUGAUAGAAUCAAGGGUCUCAUGAGGAUGAUACAUACUAAGCAUGACUUCAGUGACCACAUUUGGGAGUUCGAAGAGACACCAGAGUUUUCUUGGGGGCUUCAUGACAAACAAGGAGAGGAUGACAAACAAGGAGAGGAUGAUGAAGUAGCUGAGAAUGAUGAAGAAGCUCCCAAGAAUGAUGAAGAAGAUGGGAGUGAUGAAGACUUUCAAACUCCAAGAGGAUCAUCGAACAGAGUCUCCAGAGCUAGAAAAGGAAAGAAGAGGCUCCCGGAUCGUGGAAUGGAAAAAAUGAAGCAAAAGUAUGAGCUUAAAGGUUCACUUAAGGAUGCAAGUGUUGAAGUUGACGAUAUAGAGCCAUCGACGAGGAAGCCAUCACCUAGGAAGCCAUCGCCUAUCAAUCCAUCGACGAGUAAGCCAUCGUCGAGCAAGCCACCACCGAGCAUUCCAUCUCUAAGGAGGUCCAAACGCUUGUCUGAUUUUGGAAAUGAUAUGUACGAAGACAUAGGUACCCAAGGCCUUGAAGGGCUUUCUCAGUCUUCGUAUGUGCCUGGUUUUGAUCUAUCGCAGACCAAUAAGGACAACGAAGCACAUGAUUGGUGGACUCCAAUGACUACUGUCCGAAAACUACCAAAAGUUGAACCAAUGGAAGAAACCGCAGCUCCAUCACCGACUAAGUGGGAGAGAUAG
This is a messenger RNA of Brassica napus (rape), 1566 nucleotides long. RefSeq lists its product as uncharacterized. The transcript is spliced from 5 exons. Lineage: Eukaryota; Viridiplantae; Streptophyta; Magnoliopsida; Brassicales; Brassicaceae. The record is from RefSeq and is a predicted model, not a curated record. The coding region runs from base 1 to 1566 and encodes 521 amino acids.